This is a messenger RNA of Asterias rubens (European starfish), 1030 nucleotides long. Its product is annotated as monocarboxylate transporter 7-like. The record is from RefSeq and is a predicted model, not a curated record. Gene Ontology annotation, biological process: transmembrane transport. Bases 128 to 1000 code for a protein of 290 amino acids. The transcript is spliced from 5 exons. NCBI's taxonomy places the organism in Eukaryota, Metazoa, Echinodermata, Asteroidea, Forcipulatida, Asteriidae. Gene Ontology annotation, molecular function: transmembrane transporter activity.
UUAAACAUGUAGGAUGCGACGUCCCACGAUGACCCGGUUACCUCGCGCACACGAACAAAAUCCAUCGUUUUGUAUCGAGUAAAAACAGAGAUUCUUCUUCAGUUUUGAGCAGAUCAGCAGGGAAACAAUGUUCUGCCAUUCAGGUUUGUUGGCUUUCAGUCCCCUGCUCACAGUCUGCAUAUCAAGAUACGGAUGGCGGAAUGCUUUGAGAAUUAUAUCUGGUGUGAUCCUGGUGUUUGGUGUAGCUUUUGGGUCAGUUCUAAUUGACCCACCGACAGACGAAAAUAUAGAAAUAAUGAAACCAGAGGUUGUUCCUUUGACCGAAGAUGCAUGCGUGGACAUCGGUAACAAUCUCCAAGUAAUGAUAGAUAGAACUCCUGAGAAUCAGAGCUUGUGUAAAGAACUUAAAGAAGAACAUCAUGAAGACUUGACUCGACAGAAACAACAGAAGAAAUGUUGCUUCUCAUCAGACCACUACGAGGUGCUGGAUAUGAUGAAGAGUUUUGAACCCUGGGUUUGGAGCAUAGGACUCACACUUUCUCUAAUGGGAUGGACAUUUUUCAUCAUCAACUUCGCCAGUUUUAUGGAUGGGCGUGGUCUGAACAACGACCAGAUAUCCCUCGUCAUUAUGCUCUUCGCUGUUGGGGAAAUCGUUGGCAAAGUUUCGAUCGCUGCCAUUGGGGACAAUCUUCCAUUCCAGCGUAUUUACGUCCUUGCUGCGUCCAUGCUUCUCGGUACAGCUGCGUUGUCUUUCAUGGCGUUUGUUUAUACGUUGGAGCAGAUGAUAGCAUUAGCAGUGGCGUCCGGGUUAAUAAGAUCUCUCCUGUAUGGUAGCUCAAAUGCUAUCACAGCAGAUCUGUUUGCCGAUAAGUACAGCAGCAAUGGUGUGACGAUACUGGGAAUGUUUCCUUUUGGUCUAGGCAUGUUACUCGGCACCCCACUGUCCGGUAAGAAUAGUAGACUUUCUGGGACGAUAGGUGGCAGCAGACCUACCGGGUAAAUCCAUUGUUCUCAGAAUAAUGCGCUGGCA